Molecule: messenger RNA, 1727 nt
Organism: Myzus persicae (green peach aphid)
Lineage: Eukaryota; Metazoa; Arthropoda; Insecta; Hemiptera; Aphididae
Product: lanC-like protein 3 homolog
Exons: 4
Coding region: 459-1676 (405 amino acids)
Biological process (GO): peptide modification; carbohydrate metabolic process
Cellular component (GO): plasma membrane
Source: RefSeq, a predicted model, not a curated record
GCAACUACAGAUAAUAAAGAUAAUAAUUUAUUCACGAUAUCGUGAUAUUAUUUAGAUUAAUUAUCUAUAGAUAGAUAUUUGCGACAGUCUUCUGACUCCUAUGUUUUAUAUUUAGUAUUAUAUUAUUAUCUUUUCUAACUCGUUUACUCGUAAGUCGCAAGUCGUAGGUGAUUGUCAUGGCAAAUUGAAUGUACUUAUUCAUUUAUUUUAUUAAUUGUAAUUUGUUAAUUUAUAUAGUAUGUACCAAGCGUGUUGGAGGUAGCUUACAAAGUAGAAGAUCAAUUAUAAAAAUAAAAUAAGGUUGUAUUUCGAAAAAGUUACUUACAUUAUUUUAAUUUUUAAACUAAAUGUUAUAAAUGCUCAUUGUAUAUACUAAUGCCGAAUACUUAUAACUAACAUUAGAAAAAAAACAAUUACCUAGGCCAUUUUUUUUUAACGGUUAAUACUACUUUUGGAAGAUGUCAAAACGCUAUUUCAAAAAUGUAUUUCUUGAUGGUCAGGAACUUAAUUCAAAUACGUCUCAUGAUUUUUGGAAAGAUAAUGUGUACCGUCUAAUGGAGUAUGUAAGUCAAAAUACUUCAUCGUCGCCUGAUAAUGACUUGUACACUGGAACAAUUGGAAUCGCAUAUAUGUUUUAUCAUUUAUCUAAGUCAGAAGGGUUUAAAAAUGAUUCCACUGCCUUAUUGAAUAAAGCAGUUGCAGUUUCAAGACUAAUGGGACACAAUUUAUCUGAAAAAUGCUCAAGUCAAUUCAUUUGUGGCGAUGCUGGAAUUAAUGCUGUUAAUGCUGCUAUAUAUCACCAAAUUGGAGAUGAGAAAACUGCAGAAAUGUAUUUAGAGCGUUUUAAAAAUGGAUUAGCUGUUUGUAAGCCAAUUAAUUUUUUUAAGCCGGGAGGAGACGAACUAUUUGUUGGUCGUGCUGGUUAUCUUUAUGGACUUUUAUGGUUAGAAAAAGUUUUUAGUAAGAAAAUAAUAGCUGACCAAGAUAUUAUUGAACUUUGUUCAACAAUUGUGGAAUCUGGACGCAAUUAUUCUAAAAAAAAUAAAAGUAUAUUUCCUCUCAUGUACUCAUAUUAUAAUACAGAAUAUUUAGGUGCUGCUCAUGGUCUGUGUACAAUUCUACAAGUAUUAAUUUCAUUUCCUUGUUUUAUUGAAAAAGAACAAAAAGCUAUGGAAGAUAUCAAAACAUGUAUAGAUACACUAAUAUCGCUUCAAACAUCAAGUGGUAAUUUUCCAUGUGCAAUGGAUGAAUUGAAUUCAAGAAAAAGACCUGAAAAAGAUGAACUGGUUCAUUGGUGUCACGGAGCUCCAGGUGUUGUAUACUUAUUAGCUAAAGCAUAUUUGGUUUUUAAAGAACCUUCUUAUUUGGAAUGCUGUUUAAAAUGUGGAGACUUGGUUUGGACGAAAGGACUAUUAAAAAAAGGCCCUGGAUUAUGCCAUGGAAUAGCUGGAAAUGGAUAUGUUUUCUUACUACUAUAUAGAUUGACCGGCGAUAAAAAACAUUUAAACCGAGCUAUACAAUUUGGUAAAUUUAUAUUCACCGAUGAAUGUAUUCAAGGAUCCAGAAGACCAGACAAUUUGUACAGUUUAUACGAAGGAUUAGCUGGCACAGUGUGUUAUUUAAGUGAUUUAAUUCAACCAGAGAAAGCUAGUUUCCCAUUUUUAGAUGUGUUUUAAUUAUAACUUUUUUUAUAUCAAACAAAUAUUAAAUGUUUACUUCUGACUUAA